Molecule: messenger RNA, 954 nt
Organism: Sphenostylis stenocarpa
Lineage: Eukaryota; Viridiplantae; Streptophyta; Magnoliopsida; Fabales; Fabaceae
Source: the annotation of a GenBank genome assembly
AUGGCUUCUGUUUCCAUUUCUGAUCCUUGUCUCUCCACGAAGAAGAAAAGGACAACUGGGUCCGCGAAACUGAAGCAAAUCAAACUUGACGUUCGGCGUGAACAAUGGCUUUCUCGAGUCAAAAAAGGAAGUGAAGUUGACUCAAAUGGAAGGGUUGAUCAUUGGCCUUCAUCAAAGAACAUUGCCUGUGAGGAUAAUAGAUCAUCAUACAAGGAAAAUAGGAGGAAAAGAGGAGAGGAUAUUGAAGGCUCUUGCAUCCAGGGUAAUGAUUCAGGAUCUAUUAUAAACAACUCCAUUCAAAAUAGUUUUGAUCUUGAUGAGUCAGGGAGUGAUUUCUCUGGGAGUAGCACCACCAGUACCACCAGCAUCAGUGCUUGUUUCUCAGGGAAUGUCAGUGACAAAGAAGUGGAUGAUGGAUGCCUUGAUGACUGGGAGGUUGUUGCUGAUGCUUUAUAUGCAAAUGAUAAUCUGUGUUCUGUGGUUUCAGAGUCUUCUCCAGUUCAAGAGGCUGCCAGGAAUUUCAGAGCAGAUUUCUCAAAACCGGAGUUCAAAUCAGCUGUUCCUAAAUCAUGUCUAAACCGUCGAGCAUGGAAACCUGACGAUGCUCUUCGUCCUCAGUGCUUGCCAAACCCCUCGAAGCAACAUAGUUCUCCAUUAAAUUCAAACUGGAAUGGUAACCACAAAACUGUACCUUGUGCAUGGCAAACCAUAAUGUCACAACCUCCUCAAUGUCCCAUCUGUUAUGAGGAUUUAGACAUGACAGACUCAAGCUUUCUUCCUUGUUCGUGUGGAUUUCAUCUCUGCCUAUUUUGUCACAAAAGGAUCCUUGAGGCAGAUGGGCGGUGUCCAGGCUGCAGAAAACCAUAUGAUCAUGUUAAUGGGAAUGUUGGAUUCAACAUAGGGGUCAAAGCUUUCCACUUUGCCCAAUCUUUCAGUAUGAGCACAGGGUGCUAG